GGGUCUUUACACGGCCCAAGCUGCACUUCCCCGUCGUCUUCACUUGCAUCUCCGCGCAUCUUGCUGGUGCGCACGCCCAAACCCAAGCCCGACGCUCUCGCCGCCACUCUCGCCGCCGCUCCCCGCUCCGGAGUUCGCGCACCCCGCAUUUGAUUGGCCGCUCCUCGUCUCCACGGACGGUGAUGGCGCCGAGCCAAGAAGAAGGAGAAGUGCGUCGAGGGUAGCCCGAUGGACAAGCUGACCGACGACAUCCUCACCGACAUCAUCUCGCGCGUGCCCUACAAGUCAACCUGCUGCUGCAAGUGCGUCGCCACGCGCUGGCGCGACCUCUUCUCCCACCGCGACCACCGCAAGAAGCUGCCCCAAUCCCUCGCCGGCUUCUUCUAUGAAGGGUACAACAGAGACCGCUUCCCCAAGAUAGCUCGCUACUUCACCAACGUCUCCGGGGAAGGUGAACCUCUCGUUGACCCUUCACUAUCCUUCCUGCCUGGAUACAACAGCCUUGACAUACUAGACUCCUGCAAUGGCCUCCUGCUCUGCCGCCGAUGGCAUUUCACUAACCCCCAGCUGAUGGAUUAUGUGGUGUGUAAUCCCGCCACCGAGAAAUGGGUUGUCGUGCCUGCCACGGACUGGUCCAGCAAGGUGGAGGUCGCUCGCCUUGGGUUUGAACCCGCCGUCUCCUCCCACUUCCAUGUGUUCGAGUUCAUAGAUCAGCAGGCAUGGUGUAUAGAUGAGUCCGAGUUUCACGGUUGCGUUGGACGUAUCGAAGCAGUGGCGACCUACUCGUCCAAUACUGGAGUUUGGAGGCACCAAGUGGUUGAGAACAAUCAAUUUGCGAUACCCACACACUCAAAAGGCGUAUUUUUUAAUUCCAUCAUGCAUUUGGCUGCAUUUGAUGAUAUGGUAGUUACCUUUGAUGUCCAAGGAAAUCUUUUGUGGACCAUUGGUACUCCUCCUUCGCCACCAAACUGUGAUGAUUCCCCUAUCAAUGAUGUUUUCGUGUCACAGGGACAAUUGCAUUUUGCAAAUAACAGUGGUUCUGAAUCUGGUCGUUACAACCUAUCAGUCUGGGUUCUGGAAGACUAUGAUUCGAAAUGGUCCUUGAAGCACACUGUCAGCCACUGGCAACUGUUUGGAACAAACUAUUUACCGCUUGACCACAAUGUUAUCGCAUUCCACCCGGAGUGCAAUAUGAUUUUCAUAGUUUAUGGGCACGAAAACACACUGAUGUCAUACGAGAUGGAUUGCAGGAAGCGACAUUUUCUACGUCAACUUGGACGGGAUUGCAAAAGUGAAUAUUUUAGCACUGACGUGAAGACUCCUUUUAUUCCAUAUGUUCCCUUGUUCACAGAGUCAUUGGCAGAUGGGUCUUAAAAAGUCCCACUUGCGUACCGCAACCUCACAAUUGUCUUAUCUUUCUACUGAAAUCUACAUGAACUUGUAACAGUUGCUCAUGGUGAUUGAAUACAUUAAUGUAUGUACCUGACUUUAUGGAGCUGGCUAUUGGCUAUUGCACUUUACUUAGUAAGUGAUGUUAUGUUUGUGUCCUUGUAUAUGUGAGUAACCCAUGCAGUUUCAUCAGCCUAGUACUUAAUUUGGAUAAUAUGAUCGCUUUGCUGUACCAUUAUUGUCUUUGAUAUCUAGAGUCUAAUUUCUA
Molecule: messenger RNA, 1657 nt
Organism: Lolium perenne
Lineage: Eukaryota; Viridiplantae; Streptophyta; Magnoliopsida; Poales; Poaceae
Product: F-box protein At5g07610
Molecular function (GO): protein binding
Source: RefSeq, a predicted model, not a curated record